Molecule: messenger RNA, 1105 nt
Organism: Glycine soja
Lineage: Eukaryota; Viridiplantae; Streptophyta; Magnoliopsida; Fabales; Fabaceae
Product: agamous-like MADS-box protein AGL12
Exons: 7
Coding region: 195-809 (204 amino acids)
Biological process (GO): positive regulation of transcription by RNA polymerase II
Cellular component (GO): nucleus
Molecular function (GO): protein dimerization activity; RNA polymerase II cis-regulatory region sequence-specific DNA binding; DNA-binding transcription factor activity, RNA polymerase II-specific
Source: RefSeq, a predicted model, not a curated record
UAAGGUAAUCAAUCCCAGAAAAUUGAAGCAAGAUUGAUAGAGAUCAAAGUCGGAGAGAAAGGGUACUACGUACGUACCUGCAGGCUGCAGCAACCUCGAAGCUAGUUCAAACUAGUGGGAGGUUGUGUGCAUAGAAGCACAAACAAACAAACUCAUCAUCAUACUCACAAUUAAUGCAAAUUAAGCAUUGAUUAAUGGCUCGCGGAAAGGUUCAGCUGAAGAGAAUUGAGAACCCUGUGCACAGGCAAGUUACCUUCUGCAAGCGCCGAGCUGGGCUUCUUAAGAAGGCUAAGGAGCUAUCUGUGCUGUGCGAUGCUGAAAUUGGCCUAUUCAUUUUCUCUGCCCAUGGAAAGCUCUAUGAACUAGCCACCAAAGGAACCAUGCAAGGGCUCAUUGAGAGGUACAUGAAGUUCUCACGAGGAGCUCAGCCUGAAGCAGCACCUGAAGCACAUCCUCUUCUGGAUGCUAAAGAGGAAACUAACAUGCUAAAACAAGAAAUCCAAACAUUGCAAAAGGGUAUCAGGCAUUUGUUUGGAGGAGGAAAUAAGACUAUGACAAUUGAUGAAUUACAAGUGCUAGAGAAGAAUCUCGAAACUUGGAUAUAUCAUAUUCGUUCAAUGAAAAUGAACAUCAUGUUACAAGAAAUUCAAGCUUUGAAAGAUAAGGAGGGAACACUUAAAGCGGCAAAUAAAUAUCUCCAUGAUAAGAUUGUGGAGAAUACUGCAAUUUCUAACUUUGCUCAAUUUGCUACUGAUACUUCGAAUUCGUACCCGCUAAUCAUACAAGAUGAGGUUUUUCAACUCUAUUAAAUGAGUUGUUUCUACAAUGCUUUGUUUACAUGCUUUAAUAAGGGAAAGAAUGACGACUGGGCUAUGCUUCAUAACAUUAAAAAGUGAAGUAUAUAUGAAGCAUGAACAUUGUGCCUAUCUUACUUACCAAAUGGUGUGCAAGCUUUGCAAUAAUUUGUAACAUUAAUAUUGUGGCAACCUAAUAUUUUUAUAGAUAAGUUUUUAAUGUAAAAGACAGAAAAGUGUGGUUUCUGACUAUUAAUUUUUCUCUGUCAUGAUCAGUAAUGUAAUAUGUUUGUAUAAUGUUUUAUUUCGUG